AUGGGUAAUUAAAUAAUCUAGAUUUGUAUUAACUAAACAGAAUACGAUAAUUUGUUUAGAAAUACUGAACAAAAAAAUUGUAAUGAAGAUGUUUUCUUAAAUAUCAUAAAAUCAAAGACCAAUUCCUUAACAUAGAAUAGAUUACCAAAUGGAGAAUCAAAACUAAGAUCCUAAUAAAUUGAAAUUUACUUAUUAAAUUGUUCAAGAAUCCUAUAAUGCGUCAAGGAGUCAUAAAGUAAAUUCUAAUAAUAAACAGUUGCUGAUGCUAAUACAGAUUUACAUGAUGUUUGA
This is a messenger RNA of Paramecium tetraurelia, 291 nucleotides long. RefSeq lists its product as uncharacterized. The record is from RefSeq and is a predicted model, not a curated record. The transcript has a single exon. Lineage: Eukaryota; Ciliophora; Oligohymenophorea; Peniculida; Parameciidae.